Messenger RNA from Ricinus communis (castor bean), 4456 nucleotides. RefSeq lists its product as uncharacterized. Gene Ontology annotation, cellular component: nucleus. Gene Ontology annotation, biological process: developmental process; regulation of DNA-templated transcription; DNA-templated transcription. The record is from RefSeq and is a predicted model, not a curated record. Gene Ontology annotation, molecular function: ATP binding. NCBI's taxonomy places the organism in Eukaryota, Viridiplantae, Streptophyta, Magnoliopsida, Malpighiales, Euphorbiaceae. The transcript is spliced from 8 exons. The coding region runs from base 482 to 4159 and encodes 1225 amino acids.
UUUUCUUUUAACAUUAUUUCAAAAGAAAAAUUAAAAAAAGAAAAAGAAAGAAAGAAAGAAAGAAAGCCUUUUGCUUGCUACACGAGUUUUCCUUAUAAAACAUAUAUAUUUUUUGUUAGUUUCCGUAGGAUAUAUAAAGGGGAAGGUUAUUUAGUACUAGCUUUGUCUAGUCAGUUCUUCCUCUUCUCUUCCCUCCAGUCCUCUCCCCAUCCCCACCUCUUCUCUCUCUCCAAUUAUUUUAUCUUUUCUAAAUAUCAACUCUUUUACAUAAAAAAGAGCAAAAGAAAACAGACUGGUUUUUCAGUUUCAGCUAAAUAGCCUUAUAAAACCAUUAUCAAUCCCCGAAAAAAAAAAAAAAAAUGUUACUGCCUUCUGUUACCCUUCAAGCCAAUGUCUUUUUUGCUAAUGCAGUGUUAUUUGUUCAAUGUCUUUUCUUUAGUGGUGCUCAACGAGUUUUGUAAAAUUUGUUAAGCUUUUCUUUAUGGAUUUUGGUGUGGUUGGAUUUGAGGGGCUGGUGGGUUCAGACACAACUACAACAACAACAACUGGUAGUAGUGGUUUUGCUUCACUUGCAGCAGCUCCCAGUUCAGAUCCUGAGACUAAACAGAAGUGGUACGGAUCUGGGUUUCUCAAGCAAGAAAGAUCUAGUACUACUACCAAUGAAGAUGAUUGGAGAAGCUCUAAACUGUCAAAAACUGAAUCAAUGCUGCUCUCACAUAGAAGCACUACUUUACUCAAAUCUAAUGCUACUUCUCUCUUCACUGAUAAUGGCCAGCAACAGAUGCUGAGCUUCUCCUGUCCCAAACCAGAACCUCCAAGCUCCACAUUACCUUACUUUCAUCUCACUUCUUCUGCUGCUUAUAAUAGGAAUACAGGGUACAUGAACUAUGGGAACUUCAACAGUGCAAACAUGCAUGGAGUUUAUACAGAGGCUAGAGGACCAUUUACUCCAUCUCAAUGGAUGGAGCUUGAACAUCAGGCAUUGAUCUACAAAUACAUAACUGCUAAUGUCCCUAUACCAUCUAAUCUGCUUAUCCCCAUAAGAAAAGCUCUUGAUUCUGCUGGGUUCUCUAGCUUUUCGGGCGGGCUUCUCAGACCCAACACAUUGUCAUGGGGUACUUUCCAUCUGGGCUUCUCUAACAACACCGAUCCAGAGCCAGGACGAUGUCGUAGAACAGAUGGGAAGAAAUGGCGGUGCUCAAGAGAUGCUGUUGCCGAUCAAAAGUAUUGUGAGAGGCAUAUGAACAGAGGCCGCCAUCGUUCAAGAAAGCCUGUGGAAGGUCAAUCUAGCCAUUCCGCUGCUGCUGCUACUACCAACGCCGCCACCACUGCCUCCUCAUCUUCCUCUUUGUCAGCAUCAGUGGUAGGCCUUCGUGGCAGCGGCGGAAUUGCAGAGCGUCAGCAGCAUUUCAAGAACUUGCAGCCAGAUAACUCAUCUAAUCUUUCUGCAGCUACUUCUCUUAGCAGGAUAUUUCUUAAUAAAGAGAAGGUGGGUGAGAGACUGCAAGAUUCACCUGGCUUGUCAAUGCUAACGUCCCAGGUUGACCUGAAAUCUAAAGAAAGUCCAUUCUUGGUUUCAAAAGAAUCAUCACAAAUUGAAUUUGGACUUGUCAACUCUGACUCCCUCCUGAAUCCUUCACAGAAUAGCUCUCCUUUAAUUAGUUGCAGAAACUUUGGUUCAUCUCAAGAUCUCACUGAUCAAGACACUGUGUCACAACAUUCAGUGCGCCAAUUUAUGGAUGAUUGGCCUAAAAGUCAGUCUGAUCGAUCUGCUGUUUCAUGGCCUCAACUUGAUGUGCAAUCAGAUAGAACCCAGUUAUCUAUUUCAAUUCCCAUAGGUCAUCAUGCAGACUACAUGUCCUCCACUUCCUCUCCAAACAAUGAAAAAGUGACUCUUUCCCCUCUAAGAUUAUCGCGUGAUUUGGAUCCAAUACAGAUGGGGCUUGGAGUCGGUAGUGUUAUUAAUGAUCAAAACCAAAGGCAAGCAAAUUGGAUACCCAUCUCUUGGGAAACUUCAAUUGGCGGUCCUCUAGGAGAGGUUUUGCACAAUACAAGUAACAGUGCUGAGUGUAAGAGUUCAUCAGCACUGAACCUCAUGACAGAAGGAUGGGACAGUAGUCCUCAGGUGGGAUCAUCUCCAACUGGGGUCUUGCAGAAAACCACAUUUGCUUCGCUUUCAAAUAGCAGUGGUGGAAGCAGCCCAAGAGCAGAGAACAUCAAGACCAGCGAAGGGCCUAGAAUGUGUACUGAUCUUCUGGGUUCAACUCUAGUGCAUUCUUCUUCAUUGCCUGCCUUGUUCUUUAUGGAUUUUGGAGUAGUGGGUUUGGAGGGAUUGGUGGGUUCAGAUAAUACUAGCAAUACUGGUUUUGCUUCUCUUGCUAAUUCAGAUCAUGAAACAAAACAAGAAUGGUACGGAUCUGGGUUUCUUAAGCAAGAAAGAUCUUAUAUUUCUACAGCUGAAGAUGUCUGGAGGAGCUCUAAACUGUCAAAGACCGAGUCUUUAUUGCUUCCACAAAGAAAUACUUUACUCAAAUCUAAUAAUACCAAUCUUUUCAGUGAUAAUGACCAGCAACAGCAACAGCAGCAGAUGCUGAGUUUCUCUUGUCCCAAAUCAGAAUCUCUCUCAUCAGUAGAGAGAAGUUCUCACAAUGCUACAUUGCCUGGAUUUCAUAUCACUUCUGCUUACAGUAGGAGUGGUUCAGGAUACAAUUAUGGAAACGUCAAUAGUGCAAAUACGCAUGGGAUAUUCACGGAGGCUAGAGGGCCUUUUACUCCAUCCCAGUGGAUGGAGCUUGAACACCAGGCGUUGAUCUACAAAUACAUAACUGCUAACGUCUCUAUACCUUCUAAUCUGCUAAUCCCCAUAAGAAAAGCUCUUGAUUCUGUUGAGUUCUCUAGCUUGUCGGGCGGACUCCUCAGACCCAAUACAUUGCCAUGGGGUGCUUUCCAUCUGGGUUUCUCAAGCAACAAUGAUCCAGAGCCUGGGCGUUGUCGCAGGACAGAUGGGAAAAAAUGGCGGUGCUCAAGAGAUGCGGUUGCCGACCAGAAAUACUGUGAGCGGCAUAUGAACAGGGGCCGUCAUCGUUCAAGAAAGCAUGUGGAAGGCCAAUCUGGCCAUUCUGCUGCUGCUGCUACAAAAACCACCAAUGCAAAGCCAAUGUCCACUCCUUCCUCAUCCUCCGCAUCAGCUUCAGUGGUGGGGCUUCAUGGCAGUGGCGCAUCCAACAACCUCAUUAUUGCACAGAAUCAGCAGCAGCUUAAGAACUUACAGCCAGAUAGCUCAUCUAAUCUUUCUGCUGAUACUCUCAUCAACAGAAUGAUUCUUAAUAAAGAGAAUUUGGGUGAAAGACUGCAAGACUCACCCAGCUUGUCCAUGCAAUCAUCCAAGAUUUACCUAAAAUCUAAAGAAAACCCUUUCUUCAUUUCAAAACACCCCUACCAGGAGUCCUCGCAAAUUGAAUUUGGACAUGUUAACUUCGAUUCUCUCCUUAACCCUUCACAGAAUAGCUCUUCAUUAAUCAGCUGCAGAAACUUUGCAUCUUCUCAGGACAUGAGUGGCCAGGAAACUAUUUCACAGCAUUCCUUUCGCCAAUUCAUGGAUGAUUGGCCUAAAAGUCAAUCUGAUCAAUCUUCUGUCUCUUGGCCUCAACUUGAUGUGCAAUCAGAUAGAACCCAGUUAUCCAUUUCAAUCCCCAAUGAUCCUACAGACUUUAAGUCCAGCACUUCCUCUCCAAGCAAUGAAAUAUUUGCGGUCUCCCCACUAAGGUUAUCCCGUGAUUUGGAUUCAAUACAAACGGGAACGGGAGUUGAUAUUGUUUUCAAUGAUCAUAAACAAAAGCAAGCAAAUUGGAGACCUGUACCUUGGGAAACUUCAGUGGGUGGUCCUCUUGGAGAGGUUUUGCAUAACAGCAAUAACAGUGCUUCAGAGUGCAAGAAUUCAUCAGGACUUAACCUAUUGGUAGAGAGAUGGGACAGCAGUUCUCAGUUAGGUUUGUCUCCUACUGGGGUGCUACAAAAGACUACAUUUGGUUCGCUUUCAAAUAGCAGUGCAGGCAGCAGCCCAAGAACAGAGAACAACAGGACCAGGGAAGGAGCCAGCCUGUGCAGUGAUCUUCUUGGUCCAAGUCUAAUGCAUUCUUCCUCUUUCCCUGCAUUGUGACCACUUUAUCUACAGAUGGAAGAUGAAAGAUACAGAUGGUCAAGAACAAAAAGAAAAAAGAGUUUCAUCACUAUUAACUGAUAUUGAACAAUUUAUGCUUCUGGUUUCAGUCAGUCUUGUUAUUUUUUUCUUUUAAUUUUCGAAACUUAUUUGAUAGUAUGUUCUUGUGUUUGUAUUUUUUAAGCGUUUGUUUAGUGAUGGUAGACUAAUUAAAGGGCCGAGCUUGGCAAGAGGUUUUCUUAGGCUUGUAAUAUGAAAUCGUGCAAUUGGAAUUAAAAAGAUCAUGAUUUUCAUCAA